This is a messenger RNA of Saccostrea cuccullata (small rock oyster), 1177 nucleotides long. RefSeq names its product dynein light chain Tctex-type 5-B-like. Lineage: Eukaryota; Metazoa; Mollusca; Bivalvia; Ostreida; Ostreidae. The record is from RefSeq and is a predicted model, not a curated record. Gene Ontology annotation, cellular component: cytoplasmic dynein complex; cytoplasm. The coding region runs from base 294 to 1052 and encodes 252 amino acids. Gene Ontology annotation, molecular function: dynein intermediate chain binding. Gene Ontology annotation, biological process: microtubule-based movement. The transcript has 2 exons.
AAUAAAAAAAGACAGGAACUUGGUUGUACAGUAAAAACCAAUUCACAACAUAAAUGUUGGCAUAGUGGUAGUUUAAGCAUUGUAGGUAAAGUUUGACGAGUGUUAGUUCACAGUAUGACAGAUAGCAACUAACAACAGAAACACGUUUAAAACCAACUGGUCAAAAAGGACCGAAGGAAUAUAAAUCCAUCGGCAAAUAAGAAGGGACGAUUUCGUACAUUUAGGGCACACCGUUCUUCACGUCCUAUAGCGAGCAUUCCCCUUUCGUUUUCAGACAUUUAUUGAAAUUGGACAUGAGAGAUAUUUCGAUGUCUUUGACAAAAUCUAGAAUUAAGACUCCUCGCCCGAAAACGGGUAGGACAAGGAGGAUUAAAAAUGAGCAAGAAGAUAGCGCUACACCAAUCAUGAAAGAAAAGGGUGACCACAAAUCAGCAAAAGACAGAAAAGAUCACCACAAAGACAAGCAUCCACAUCCCGAGGACCACCACAAGACACCACACCACGGCGAUGGUCACGGAAAAGGGGCAAAUACGAGCCCUGCGCAUGCGUCGCACACUGCACGUCAGAGAUCCUUCUCCUUCCGGGAUACUUCACACUCUAUCUCUUCCGUCAAAGGUCACACUAAACACCCGCCAAAGGACCACGAUCGCCAUAGCAUAGCCACUUCCGGGGAUCAAUUGCCUCAAAUAGAUGUCAAGUAUGAGAACACCUAUAAAAUGGUGCCUGACGCCAAAUUCAGAGAAUCUUCUAUACGGAAAAUAAUAUCUGAUGUUCUGGAGGAAAAUAUCAAAUCUUUAAAAGCAUACGAUUCCGCAACAUUAGGAGGAAAAUGCAAAUUAGCCUGUGAUGUUAUAAAAGAAAGAGUAAAGCACUUGAACAUUACCCGCUAUAAAAUCAUAGCCUCUGUGAUAGCAGCACAGAAGGGAAGCCAAAGCAUGAUCGUGACGUCACGGUGUCUUUGGGAUCACAAGAACGAUAACUAUGUAUCGGUUAAAAUGGAACUUGGUGAAUUCUUUGUUUUAGGGACCGUUUACGUAGUGUAUGCCGAGUAAUGUGUUCGUCUUGCUCUUAGUCUAAAAACAUUGUUUGCUGGACUUAAAAUCUACGCUUUCCUGUUCUUAUUACAAUGUACUUUUUAAAUAUGUUUUGAUUCAAAUUAAAAACGAAAGAAACAUGA